GAGUGGACAUGUGAGGAGUAGCAUGCUUUGGACACGUCUGAAGAACCCAGCAACAAAAUUGUUCGCUCUCCUGCUGCUCCUGGUGGUCCAAUCCUCAAAUUCAGCAAGCAGCAGGAACCAGCAGUGUGGAAGUUCUCUGCAGCAGACCCUGAAGCUGACCAGACUCAUCCAGAAGGAAUCUGUGGAGCUCAUCAAAACAUACAAAGCCUCCCAAGGAGACAUGUCCCACCUCUUCUGCAAGGUGUCCAUCCCUGAUGUUCCUGAGCCCAACAUCUCCGGCUUGGAGCCCUCAGAGAAGAUGCAAAGCAUCCUCCAGCACCUACAGGCCUUCUCCUCUCACCUGAAACGGGUCUACGAGCAGCAGACAGACCUUCAGGAUCCCCGUAGUUUGCUUCUUGUCCAGCUGGGAAUCGUGGGCACAAACAGCAGGAACCUGCAGGCGCUCAUGCAAGCCUUCUACAAAAACAUCUUCCCAAACCUCCAGGAUUGGUCGGCGGGGGCUCCGACCUCCUUGCCCCCGCCGCAGAACAUCUUCCAGCAGAAGGUUUACGGAUGUGUAGUGUUGAAGACCUACAAGGAGUUCUUACUGAAUGUCAGCAGGGAAUUGAGGACCAUCAAAGGCCGAGUGUGCAGAGGGAGAAGGAAUUUACUGUGAGACUUAAGAGGAACUGUGAGUACAAGACGGUGCCUCAGCUUAUUUAU
Doryrhamphus excisus (bluestripe pipefish) is the source of this 702-nucleotide messenger RNA. RefSeq names its product IL-6 subfamily cytokine M17 (gene m17). Lineage: Eukaryota; Metazoa; Chordata; Actinopteri; Syngnathiformes; Syngnathidae. Gene Ontology annotation, cellular component: extracellular region. The record is from RefSeq and is a predicted model, not a curated record. Gene Ontology annotation, molecular function: cytokine activity; ciliary neurotrophic factor receptor binding. Gene Ontology annotation, biological process: ciliary neurotrophic factor-mediated signaling pathway; negative regulation of neuron apoptotic process; immune response.